AUGGAAAGGGAUCUUCGCCGCCGCGGGGCCAGCAUGAGCGCCCUGCAGCGCCUGGUGGAGCAGCUCAAGCUCCAGGCGGCCAUGGAAAGGAUCAAGGUCUCCCAGGCUGCCGCAGAGCUUCAGCAGUACUGCAUGCAGAACGCUUGCAAGGACGCCCUGCUAGUUGGUGUUCCAGCUGGAAGUAACCCCUUCCGGGAGCCCAGAUCCUGUGUUUUACUCUGAAGAACGUAGAGAAGUUUGCUGAAGAACGUUUUGCAGUGCAUAUUAUGAAUGGCUGCCUCCAAGUCUCAAGAAAACACUUAUCUCUCGUCAAAUUAAGAUAUUUCAGACAUUUCCUAUGACUUAGACCUAGAGCCAGAAUUAUACAGAAAUAUGCCCUAACCCUAACCCAAUAAAACUAGAAUAGAUUUAAAUAAUAAUGAUUUGAAUUUUGCGCCUUUGGGAGGGGGGGGAGGCUAAUACUCUGCACUUCAGACAAAUACCUUAUCACCAAUAAUUCCAAAAUGGACCUCUUUCAUAAGUAAAUUUGUAUUUGUGUACCUCACAUAUUAUGUAUGUUUUGUUUACUGUAUAUUUACAUUUUGGGGAAUGAAAUACUUGUUUAUUAAAAAUUUUUUAGCAUUUGUUUUUCCUGAAUAAG
Messenger RNA from Suncus etruscus (white-toothed pygmy shrew), 640 nucleotides. RefSeq names its product guanine nucleotide-binding protein G(I)/G(S)/G(O) subunit gamma-10-like. Gene Ontology annotation, biological process: G protein-coupled receptor signaling pathway. Lineage: Eukaryota; Metazoa; Chordata; Mammalia; Eulipotyphla; Soricidae. The transcript has a single exon. The record is from RefSeq and is a predicted model, not a curated record. Bases 1 to 222 code for a protein of 73 amino acids. Gene Ontology annotation, molecular function: G-protein beta-subunit binding. Gene Ontology annotation, cellular component: heterotrimeric G-protein complex.